Molecule: messenger RNA, 1043 nt
Organism: Diceros bicornis minor
Lineage: Eukaryota; Metazoa; Chordata; Mammalia; Perissodactyla; Rhinocerotidae
Gene: SRA1
Product: steroid receptor RNA activator 1
Exons: 5
Coding region: 145-819 (224 amino acids)
Biological process (GO): regulation of transcription by RNA polymerase II
Cellular component (GO): nucleus
Source: RefSeq, a predicted model, not a curated record
ACAGCGGCUCCUGGCGUUUCUGAACAACUAUCUUACCUGGAAGGCUCCAGACAACCGCCCCCGUCCCGGGCGCGCACUAAUGGGCUCGGAUGUGCGGCCGCCCCGGAAGUGACGCGCUGCCCCGUUGGCCGUGCGGAAGCGGAGAUGGCGGAGCUGUACGUGAAGCCGGGCAACAAGGAGCGCGGCUGGAACGACCCACCGCAGUUCUCCUACGGGCUGCAGACCCAGGCUGGCGGUCCCAAGCGCACACCGCUCACCAAGAGGGUCGCCGCCCCCCAAGAUGGAUCCCCUAGAGUUCCUAUCUCAGAGACUUCUCCUGGGGCCCCCCGAAUGGGGCCUCCACCUCUUUCAAGUAAGGCUUCCAGGCCCCCCCCUGUGGGGAGUUGUCCUGCCUCCAGUGUGGAGCCCACAAAUUUCCCAGUCAUUGAGUGUGAGACUCUACUAGAAGAUGUGCUGAAACCUUUGGAACAGGCAUUGGAGGACUGCCGUGGCCACACAAAGAAGCAGGUAUGUGAUGACAUCAGCCGACGCCUGGCUCUGCUGCAAGAACAGUGGGCUGGAGGGAAGCUGUCAACGCCUGUAAAGAAGAGGAUGGCUCUGCUGGUGCAAGAGCUUUCCAGCCACCAGUGGGAUGCAGCAGAUGACAUCCACCGCUCACUCAUGGUUGACCAUGUGACUGAGGUCAGUCAGUGGAUGGUGGGAGUUAAAAGAUUAAUUGCGGAAAAGAGGAGCCUGUCUUCAGAGGAGGCCAAGGAAGAGAAAUCUACAGCCACAGCUGAGGAGCACCAGACUGUCCCAGGCGUCCAACGGGCUCCAUAAUCCUGUGGGUUCCCCAGACUCACCUCACACCAUUUCCUAUGCCUUCUCUCUUAGGCCUGGGAGGGCUUCUCUCAUUUGGCUCCCUUUUACCACUUGGGAAACUGUCUGCCCCUUUGGGGUCCUUGGCUGGACCCACCUCUGGAGGAAGAGGUCCCACCUGGGUCGUAGGGAGUUCACUUGUUACCCAUAACAUAUGCAUUUUAAUAAAAACAUCUCCAUAGUGG